This is a messenger RNA of Bufo gargarizans (Asiatic toad), 4099 nucleotides long. RefSeq lists its product as uncharacterized. The transcript is spliced from 7 exons. The record is from RefSeq and is a predicted model, not a curated record. Bases 59 to 2269 code for a protein of 736 amino acids. NCBI's taxonomy places the organism in Eukaryota, Metazoa, Chordata, Amphibia, Anura, Bufonidae.
CACAGUGGGGAAGCCAAGAUCUAAGAGCCUCACAUCACAAACAGCUGCAGCUCCAGAUAUGGGGAGCUCUCCUUUGGCAUGGAUCUUCCUGACAAGCUUAUUGCUGAGGAUCACAGAGCCAGGGGAUUGCAAGGUGUAUUAUGAUUGUGGAGCUGUACUGAACCCUUCAGGCACAGACCUUAUUUUAUCUCCAGGAUUUCCCAACAACUACCUCCCUGGCUCUCACUGUCUGUGGCAGAUCUUAGUUCCCCCAGGUUCCACUGUUGUGUUGGAAACUCUGGAUUUUGAUGUAUUUGAUAGCUCUGGUAAUGAUGAAUCUGCAACCAGCUAUGCCUUUUCCGAAUUCAGCUCUCACUCUGAAUAUAAGAGCGAUAGAAAGGACAAUUAUACAAAGGAUAAUUUGUCUAACGAUCUGGAAAUAGGACUGACAGCAGAAAAUGAGGGUUACCAAAAUGAGUCCAACAACCAGAUGUACACAGAAACAAGUGAUAAAGGAAAUAAACCAGUGACAGAUCUGACAACGGAUCAGAACUUUAUCAGUCAAAUAUCAAGCACACCAUCUGCAGCUACAGGGAAAUAUGAAAGCCUGACUGAAGAAGUCAACACCCCUAUGCAUCUUCUACCAGCGGUCACAAAUAAAAUGGCAACAGUUCCCUUUGAACAGGUGAGUGAAGGUGCACCAUCAAUAGGCAUUGGAACUGACCCCUUCACUACACCACCUCCAGUACUGGAAAUGUGCCCACUUGAUGUCCUCUAUAUCACCGACCUGGUCACUUACUCUGCUCGGUUUUGUGGAUCUAUUUCUCCUAUAAAUAGAAGUCUCACCUUUGGGUCUCCUGUUGAGAUGAUCGAGGUGAUUUUGGAGCUAAUUACAACUACUAACCGUGGCCAUGGCUUUGCAAUCCUCUUGUCUUACCGUAACCAGUCUUUGGUGACUACUAUGGGUCUUCAGGAGAGACGGGGCAGGGAAGGUGUAGAGCUGUUGGCUGUGAUUGCUGCUACCAUGACAUUUGCUUUGGUACUUAUGCUGGCAAUUUGCCUGACUUAUAGGCAGAAGAUAUGUCACAAAAGAGAACACAGUGACAGCCAGAUCACCACACAAGUGAAUGGAAUACAGAAUACUGCCCUAGAAGUCAAUGAGCUUCAAUUAGUUGUAUCUGAUGAAGACUUACAAAGCGCAGAGUUUGAAAAUGCCAGUCAUUUUGAAGGGGUUGCAGAUGUUUCUCAGCAGUCACAGCUGGAUGAUCCUUCUUCAUGUAUUAUUGCAGUGACCGAUUCUAACAGUGAUGAGGUUUUUAUUAUCUCACCGGGAAAUCGCACAAACUGUAACACCCUAAAUUCUACCCAUUUACAGGUACGAAACCUAAAGAGAAGUGUAACAAGCCCUGCUUCUGUAUCUGAUUUGCUCACCUCAGAUUACACAAGUGUGGAUUUAACUGUAGAGGACAAAGCCAAUGAAGGUGAAGAAGUAGAAGCAGCCAGGCAAAGGGCCUGGAGUGUCCGCCCUUUUAACAGCCUAUUGCCCCAACUACAGAUGAAAUGGCGGAGUCGUACCUCUAGUGGUUCUUUCACAAAACUGGUAGAUAGCGGUGCUGUACCUGUGAAGAGACUAAGCCCCAAGAUCCCCAGAAGAAUUGGGUCUGCUGCACAGAUUGGAGAAAAUUCUACUCGCUUAUAUUCAGAAUCUGCAGGCAGUAAUGCAUCCUAUCCCCUUACCCACUCUGCACAUCUCAAUAGAAAUCUCCCGUUGAGCAACCUCAAGAGGACACGACCAUGUUUAAGAUUGCUGAAUGAUUCCUCUGACUGUGCCUGCUGUGACCAAACAUCUGCCUUUGCAAAGGAGAAUCACAGUCUGUGCCAUAAACCUACCACAGAGUAUUCAAACUCACACAAAAUAACAGCAACCAAUGCAGGGCAAGCCAGAGAUCUCUCAAUGGACUUGGAAAAGCCAAAUACUGUGAAGAGGCAGAUGAUCAGCGGCCCUUGGUAUUUGAUGACCCAGCUGGGCGCCCCCACGGAGUGUGAAUUGCACAGUUCUGAAAUGGAUUGCAAAGAUAAUAACUGCUCCCUUGUAUUGAAAGGGUCUUGCUGUAAUGUUAGUCCUUGGAUGAAGUCUCCAGAUGCUUCCGUUUUUAAGUGUGUACAAAAGAAUGUGUCAUUGGGUUCACUCGGGAGUCUCAACCCUCACUGCACUACAACGGUGGGUAGACCCGACUCCGCAAGAAGCGCAGCUUUCCAAUCCCCACCAAUAGGAGUAGUAACGGAAUGAUUGACUGAACUUGAUGACAAUUAACAGGGGUUAUUAUACCAGUAAUAAUAAUUCCAUCUGAUAUUUCAUGGUGAUCAAGUAAUCCACUUCUUCUGGAAACAUUGACAAAGUCACCGGCAAACAAGAACCAUCGGUGCCAAGUGUUUUCAUGAAAGGCAACUGCCAACGUCUCUUGUAUUGCAGUACGGACGCACAUUAUCCAUAUGAUAAUUCCAAUGUGUAUUUCACAGUCUAAUUAAUACAGUACUUCUGUCUUCAGUAUCCAUCCUGUCUCUUGUUGUUGUCAGACUUUGAGAUCUACUUAAAUUGCUUUAUUGGGACCAGGAGAUUUUAAUGAUUUGAAUUGUACAAAUGAACAGGGUGUAUAGUGUACACUGCGCACAACUUUUUAUUUUUUUAUUUCCUCACAAGUCAUAAGGCACAGAAGAAUGAUCCUACUCAUUAAACGGAAUCCGUCACCGGGAAAUUCACUGUUAAACCAGGCACAAAGCCUUGUAGAGCUAGCUCAGCUGAAUGUAAUGGUACAUUUCACCUAGGGAUCGGUUCCUUCAUUCUGGAGAAAAAGUACUUUUAAUAGUUUAUUUGCAUAUAGAUUAAGUGCACCAGGGGCAUAACCCAAGCCACUCUGUGCGCCUUCUGCUUCCCAAAUUCCUGAAUAGUCAAGUGAAAGAUAUCAUUACAUUCAGCUCAGCUAACCCUACAAGGUGUAUUACCUAGUUAACAGUUUACUAGCGACGGACUCCCUUUAACGCACAAUGAAACCAUUUAUUAAACACUGCAAUAGCCAUUGUUAUAUAGCUAUCACCUCGGACCCUUCUUUUAGGGCUAAUCGCCCCCCACAAAUGCUGUUCACUUAUAUCAUGUCAUCCUUUGCACGGUAGUUGGGUAUCUUAAUGUAUAAUCACUAUUUUAGAGGCAGGCUGUGUAAUCCUUUGUAUCUAUUUACUGUCUGGACAAUCCUUUACUGUAAUGACCUACGUGAGAAAAUACAGCACCAACGGAGAAAGGUUUGGGCUUAGGCUUAUCCAUGUCAGAUUUGCAUAUUGCAAAUCCCACAUGAAUAUUCCAAGGAAAUCAGAGACUGAAACCUGGAUUUCUGUGCCAGCGGAUCCGCACAUGGAAUAGUCUUAUUGUCAUUCCAUGGAAUUAAAGGGGUUGGCCGAGUUAAAUAAAAACUUGUGUAUGUGGCAAAAUAAUAAAAUAAUCAAUAUUCUUCCCCGUUGAUUUGUUUUCCUCACUGCAGCAGUGACCUCCCGUGUACUAAUAGUCAGUGAUUGGCUGCACAGUGACUUGUGUGCAUGGAACGUCACCGCUAGGAAGAUAACAUUAGUGGCAGGGAGCAGUGGCGCUCAGUGCUGGAAGUGGCAGCGGAGAAAAAGGGGUCAGCAUUCAUUCUUUUGUUAUUUUACCACAUUUUCAGGGGCAGCUCAAGUUUUUUGACAGCCACUUUAAUCUGUGGCAAUAAUGAACAUGCUGUGCAUUUAAAAUAAAAUCGCCACUAUUUGAAACAGUUUUUUGUUUUCUGUUGCAAAUGUAUGGGGUAAAAAAUACCCAAUUUAUUUGCAUUAUCUGCUUAAUGUUGGCAGAUUCUGUCACAAUUUAGACCCAAAAUUCUGAUCUAAUCCUGACUGUUGAAACAUGGCCUUACUGGCACUUGCAUUAAUGAGAAGCUUUACUGGAUGAUUGCGUUGUUCUGUACUGCAAUACUAGGGUCGUAUAGGAGUGCUGAAAAUGACACUAUUACAGCACAUGCAUAUUGCUGAUUUUUGUUGUUGCAGUUUUACUAAUAUUGGCAACCAUGUUUUCUUUAAUAAAGCACUACAGCGUCAA